Molecule: messenger RNA, 402 nt
Organism: Naegleria lovaniensis
Lineage: Eukaryota; Heterolobosea; Eutetramitea; Acrasida; Naegleriidae
Exons: 1
Coding region: 1-402 (133 amino acids)
Source: RefSeq, a predicted model, not a curated record
AUGAGUGCAAUGGAAAAGUGGACCAUUUAUUAUGAGAGUGGUUCGGGAUUUCGAGUGGAAAGGGAUCAUCAAGAAACGUCGACGGUUCAUGGAAAAUUGAAUGCUCAUCAUGGCUCUCGGUUUUUGAUGGCAAAAGAGAAGUUAAUCACACGAGAAGAGUUUAUGGAAAAAAUAUCAAAAUUUAAAUCCGAAACAGAAGAAGCCUAUAAACCAACUCAUAAAUUGAAAGGAAAAGAAUUGGAAUUGGAUAAAAAGGAUACAGAAUUAGUAAAUAGACAAAUUGAAUUGUUUAACACACGACUCAUGAAAGAGAAAUCAUCGUCGCUUGUGUUUUCAGAUGACAUUAAAAUACCGAAAUUGGAUUUAAAUAAUGGCCAACAUGUACAGAAAGCGUGCGAUUAA